Gilbertella persicaria is the source of this 2607-nucleotide messenger RNA. Its product is annotated as WD40-repeat-containing domain protein. The coding region runs from base 30 to 2540 and encodes 836 amino acids. Gene Ontology annotation, cellular component: small-subunit processome; Pwp2p-containing subcomplex of 90S preribosome. The transcript is spliced from 7 exons. Gene Ontology annotation, biological process: maturation of SSU-rRNA from tricistronic rRNA transcript (SSU-rRNA, 5.8S rRNA, LSU-rRNA); ribosomal small subunit assembly. The record is from RefSeq and is a predicted model, not a curated record. NCBI's taxonomy places the organism in Eukaryota, Fungi, Mucoromycota, Mucoromycetes, Mucorales, Choanephoraceae. Gene Ontology annotation, molecular function: protein binding.
AUUAUUUCUUGUUCUCUGAAUAAUAAAGCAUGAAAUCUUCUUACAAGUUUUCCAAUCUUUUAGGCACUGUUUAUACAGGUGGUAAUGUUCUGUUUUCACCUGACGGGAACUCUGUCUUGAGUAUUGUUGGCAAUCGUGUUUCUGUAUUUGAUCUUGUCAACAACACAUCCUAUACACUCCCUAUUGAAAUGCGUAAAAAUAUUGAUCGUAUGGCCCUUUCUCCUAAUGGCACAUUAUUGGUUACUGUCGAUAGAGAUGGCAGAGCACUCUUGAUCAACUUGCCUCGAAAAAUCGUACUUCAUCACAUGAAUUUCAAGACAAGAGCCAAAGCUAUUCAGUUCAGUCCUGAUGGUAAAUACUUGGCUAUUACCAAUGAAAAGACAGUCAAUGUAUGGAAAGCACCUGGCCACACUCGCGAGUUCGCACCUUUUGUUCUUUAUUUUACAGCACUUGGACAUCAUGAUCAAGUCACCAACCUCAACUGGAGUGCUGAUUCAAAAUACUUUAUUACAUCAUCAAAAGACAUGACAUGUCGUAUCUAUACCAUUGACAAAAAGAUGGACGAAUUCACAACAACACUCUCUGGUCAUCGGGAUUAUAUUAUCAAUGCCUGGUUCUCUGCUGAUAUGAAGAGUGUUUAUUCUGUUAGUAGAGAUGGCUCGUUGUUUGAGUGGAAGAAUUCGACUUAUGCAGGCAUGCAUGAAGAUUCAGACACGGAGAUGGUUGAAGUGGAUGAAGAUGGCAAUGAGAUUGUACGCGUAGAUAAGAUCAAGUGGCGAAUUUUGAAAAAGAACUAUUUCAAUACAACAGGUGUCAAGGUCAAUACAGCACAAUUCUUUGCAGCCAGUAACUUGGUAGUGGUUGGUUUUGCUAAUGGUAUCUUUGGUAUUUAUGAAGUGCCUCACUUUACUACGAUUCAUACAUUAAGUAUCUCACAAAAAAAGAUUGAUACUGUCGCUAUUAACAAGACAGGCGAAUGGCUUGCUUUUGGUUCUUCAGCAUUAGGCCAAUUAUUAGUCUGGGAAUGGCAAUCAGAGACCUAUGUAUUGAAGCAACAAGGUCACUAUUAUGAUAUAAAUUCAGUCUCUUAUUCAGCCGAUGGACAGUCAUUAGCUACAGGUGGUGAUGAUGGUAAAGUCAAAGUAUGGAGUACGACUUCAGGCUUUUGUUUUGUUACCUUUAGUGAUCAUACAAGUGGUGUCAAAGCUGUCGAAUUUGCUAAACAAGGACAGGUCUUGUUCUCUGCCAGUUUAGAUGGUACCGUGCGUGCCUUUGAUCUUGUGCGUUACCGUAAUUUCAGAACAUUCACUAGUCCAAACCCUGUUCAGUUCACAUCCUUGGCAGUGGACCCUAGUGGUGAAAUUGUGUGUGCAGGUACUAUGGACACAUUUGAAAUCUAUAUCUGGAGUGUACAGACAGGCAAAUUACUUGAUAUCUUGGCAGGACAUACUGGACCUAUCAGUUCACUUGCCUUCUCUCCCACUGGUAUGAAUCUUGUCAGUGGUAGCUGGGAUCAUUCAGCACGUACCUGGGAUGUGUUUGGCCGUACAAAGAGCAUUGAAACUCUUGUCCAUCAAACAGAAGUAUUGGCUGUUGCAUUUAAGCCUGAUGGUAAAGAAAUAGCAGCAGCUACUCUGGAUGGCCAAAUCACUUUCUGGGAUAUUUCAGAGGCCAAUGUGAUUGGUACUAUUGAUGGUCGCAAAGAUAUCAUGGGUGGCCGCAAAAAAGAUGACCGCACAUCUGCUGAUAAUGCUGCUUCUGGCAAGUGCUUUAACUCUAUUUGUUAUACUGCUGAUGGUACAAGUAUUAUUGGUUCUGGUACAAGCAAAUAUAUCUGUAUUUAUGAUGUUGCCACUGCCUUCUUGAUCAAGAAAUUCACUAUUUCCAAGAACCUCUCUUUGGACGGUACACAAGAAGUGCUUAAUUCAAAGUACAUGACUGAAUUUGGCAGUCUGGAAGAAUUAGAAGACGAAGGUUCUGACUUUGAAGAGCGACAAGACUUUUCUCUGCCUGGUACAAGAUCAGGUGAUCUCUCUGUCAGAAAGACACGCCCUGAAGUCAAGUCCAUGGCUGUUCGUUUCUCCCCUACAGGUCGCUCUUGGGCUGCUGCUACUACAGACGGUCUCAUGAUUUAUUCCUUAGACGAAGAUAUCAUGUUUGAUCCAUUUGAUUUAGAGUUGGAGAUCACACCUGAAACUGUGCUAGAAGCCCUUGGAGACAAAGAAUACUUGAAGGCACUCUGUAUGGCCUUCAGAUUGAACGAAAAGCCUUUGUUACAUACUGUGUUUGAAGGUAUUCCACCAGACUCAGUUGAUCUUGUUGCCCGUGAAAUGCCUGAAAAAUACCUGUUUAAACUAUUGACAUUUAUCGGCAUGCAUAUGGAAAUCAGCCCUCAUAUUGAAUUCCAUUUGAUAUGGGUGACUCAAAUCAUGACUGCUCAUGGUAGAUACCUUCGUGAUCAUCGUGGACAAUUCCAGCCUGUAUUUAGAGCAUUGCAUAAGGGUGUGAAUCGUGUUCGAGAUGAUAUUGCCACACUGUAAGUUUGAUUUUUUUUUUUGUUAAUGAGUAGACUAAUAUACAAUAGAUGUGAUUCAAACCAAUAUACGC